Homarus americanus (American lobster) is the source of this 2884-nucleotide messenger RNA. It is a transcript of the gene BNIP3, whose product is annotated as BCL2/adenovirus E1B 19 kDa protein-interacting protein 3-like. Gene Ontology annotation, biological process: positive regulation of apoptotic process; mitochondrial outer membrane permeabilization. The transcript is spliced from 7 exons. Bases 240 to 2549 code for a protein of 769 amino acids. Gene Ontology annotation, cellular component: nucleus; mitochondrial outer membrane; mitochondrial envelope. The record is from RefSeq and is a predicted model, not a curated record. NCBI's taxonomy places the organism in Eukaryota, Metazoa, Arthropoda, Malacostraca, Decapoda, Nephropidae.
CUUGUGGGGGAGGCAGGUGUGAGGUGGAGGUCUCCAGGUCUCGUGUGUCGUGAUAAACAGAUGCUCCGUUCCAACUAACUCAUUGCGUUCACCAUUAUCAACCUACAAAUGAUGCUGAAAAAUUAUAUGAAAAGAACAAUCUCUUUAUUUCCUGUCGCGUUACGCUGAAGUACUCGAAAAGUGAUUAUUACUGUAGUUGACGAGGUGAGGUUCAUACAUUUCACCAGUCAAGGAUCAUCAUGGUGAGCGUGGUGGGUAGCCUGCUGUCACACACGCUGUGGCGGGUGGUGGGCGGUGAUCCACACCAUCCAGGAGGACGGCAACUUGCCGCCAGCCACACCACUUUCCCCCGUUCCUGUGACAAUAACGUGAGCAGCCACACCGAGGGAAAGACAUCACGCUGUGUGUCUGACGGUGGAUGUGACACACAAUAUGGGCAUGGGGCGAUUGAAGACAACCAAAGCCGAGAAUACCGUCGUGUCUCUCCUGACAGUCAUGUGGAGACAAGUGACUUCAGCAAUGGGUGGGUAGUGCUCGACACGCCCUCCUCUUCGGCACUGAUCUCACCUAAACUACCCUCAUCAUUCUCAAAGUCGGCAUCAUGGAGUGCCAAGACUUGUACAGUUAGUUUUCCUGUAGGUUCUUCGUCUGAAGCACCACCAAUCGCCCUUGACUGGUGGGAAAGCUGCCUAGCGCCACUGAAUUCCAAUCCCAUUCCUGGUCGAACCUGUGUAGAACCACCUCUCGCGUCCAUCUGUGCCUCCACUUGUCAGGGCAGUACCUAUCCUGGGCAAGUUCAGCACUACACCAGUCUGGAGGCACCCAGUGAACCUAACCAUCCUGAGACUAACCAGUUGAUGACUUUCCCGAAGUUAGGUGACGAGUUGACCAAGCCAGUGGUUGGUAAGUUACGCACAAGUCUUCAAGUGGACCAGGAACUGACCUCUCGGGAUAAACUGGAGUUAAGUUGUCAACAAAUAGGCCAAAAAUUUUCAAGCCAUCAGUUGAACCAGAUGAUUAACACCAACUUGGUUCAGGAUGAAGUCUCAUCGAAUAUCGAGGAGAUAAAUAGCCCAGAUAUACAUGGGGUGGUGUGUCCUGACUUACCGAGAAGAGUUCCUGGCAGGUCCCGCAGGUCGUUGAAGAGGUCGAAGGAGAUAGCGACUCUUGGCAGCUCGGAUAGCAGCACUGGCAGAUGGCGGUGGCAACGUCAGUGUGUUCGCCGCUCCCGAUCCGAGGACACCUCGUCUGUACUGCUUCAUCGUGGUGUGGUCUCUCACGCUGAGGACACUAUGAACUCCUCCACACUGUCUAACUCUCCUGACGUCAUUGCUACAGCUCCGCCCUUAACCCCUGAUGACAGUCCAGAAUCCCUCGUUGACUGUGUUAGUGCUAGUUCGGAGGGUGGGCGCUUGAGACAUAGUGUGGGUUGCAGAGAAGAUAUCCGAGACUUUGAUAUAUACAAGAUUACUCAGCCUGUUGGGCAGGGACAGUACUCGCGCCUGCCAUCCCUCGCUACGCAGUCUGACUCUGACACUGACGAAGGAGCGGGUGUACACGAAGGCCUCAGAAAAAGGAAACGAAGGAACCCCGAGGCGCGAGACGCUGGGGAAAGAAAAAGAUACAGAGAAGAGGAAGAUGAGGAAGAUGCGAUGAUGGCGUUGGAAGCCACCACACUACUUCUUCCUUCUCCAUUACAACUUCAAGAGAGGUUAAACGCGACAGCGACAAAACCAACCGACACCGUUCCACGGUCCUCCUCCUCCUCCUCCAGAAGUGGGAAUACCCCCCUUCCCUCCCCCAUCACCACCACCAUUACUCCCUCCACCUCACCUGGGAAAGAUAAGGAGGAGGAGGACCUGGUUAGUGACGACACGAUGAGUGACGAAGAUGACGAUGACGAAGCGUCUACGGUCGUCCCUGAGGACUUUGGCAACGAGACGGACUCCGAUAUCGAGGUCUUGAUCCAGUCUGCAGAGUCGUGGGUGGACCUGUCCAACCAGCCGGGUAGUCCUGAUCGGGUGACACCACUGCCCUUUGGGAAUGGCGAGGAGUACUUACGGCUGUUACGGGAGGCCCAGCGCGAGAGCAACCAGUCAUCAGCACGAGUAUCUCUCGCUUCUUCUCGUCGUGACACUCCUAGGGACUCCCCACAUGACUCGCCAAAGUCCCCACCAAACAGCCCCAACACUGAGAUGGCUACUGACCCAGAGGAGGCUGUAUUAAAAGGCGUGUACAUUAAUUACUAUAAUAAGGAGGGAGAUUUCAUACGGGUAGAGAAGAACACAGAGACAGAUUGGAUCUGGGACUGGAGUAGUCGACCAGACCAGACUCCCCCAAAGGAAUGGCGGUUUAGUCAUCCUCGCAAGGGUGUGAGCCGUGGUGCUAGUAUCCGCCAUGUGAUGGUGGGUAAUUCCUCUCUCUUCUCCCGGGAUGUCCUCUACACCCUCCUUAUCACCAAUGUUUUAUCUCUCCUUCUUGGCACUGGCAUUGGGAUAUGGUUAUCAAAACGAUCUGGUGGCGAUGUGACAACUUUACCUAUUAACUGAUUACUGGUGGUAUCCACCAGUGACUCGUCUUGUCGGAAGCUCUGUGGGAACCAUUGGAAUUUGUUCAGUUUGUACCCAAUAUUAUGUAUCAUCUAUUUUGAGAGGCUAUCAACAUUAUGUAAUAUCUUCAUUUAUGAAUUAUUUUCUGUAUCCUAUUUUUCAUAUACAUGUUGAGUUAGAAAGACUUUAGGGUUUAUUGAACUUUUGUAAGGACAUAUCUUAAAUAUUUUAUAAAAGUGCCCAGGAACAAUACUUUGGUUUACUCCCAAAAAAAACCCGACUUCACUUGACGAGUGCACUUGUAGGUUAGAAACUCGGUGUCAGAUAGUGGCAGG